Molecule: messenger RNA, 1119 nt
Organism: Sinocyclocheilus grahami
Lineage: Eukaryota; Metazoa; Chordata; Actinopteri; Cypriniformes; Cyprinidae
Exons: 4
Source: RefSeq, a predicted model, not a curated record
AUGAUUCUGGCCAAACGCCUCAAUGUGCUACUGGAUGAAUUCCCAGAGGAAAGGAGCCAAAAAAACAUCUAUGAUCUGUGUUACUGUGCAUUCCUGUUUCCAUCGAGUGUGCUCAUCGUCCUGCUUUAUCUGGGCGUUCAAAGCACUGAGAGGGAUGUGAAACCUGGUGCCCUUGCUAAUAUCUCCAAGUAUUUUGUUGACAAUGUCCAGCCAAAAACCAAAAUGCAAAUAGAUGCUCAGUAUGCAAUAGCAAUCUCUGUUCAACGUGCUCAGUGUACAGACGUACAUGCUGAUAUCCAGAAUGUGUUCAGCAAUAAAGAUGCAAAACAUGUAAAAGAUGAGCUCAGUAAAGGACAGAAAUGUUUACUCUGCACAGACUCACGCAACGUCAUUGCUGCAAGGCCAAAUCGUACCACAAAGGAACAUUCUGAGCAUGUUCUGCUCUAUCCUUUAGGUGAAUCUCCCAUGGACAAACUUCUAGAGCAGGCAGAUCAGAAUAGCUGUGUAGUUUUCUAUUCUUACAACUCACCUUGUGUGAAAAAAUGCAUUCGUGGGGAAGACAAUAUUUUGAAUGGUCUUUCAAACUGGAUAAACACAAGAAAAAAUGGAAUGAAUGCAUUUGUCUUCAACGAGAUCUGGCAGAAGGACAAAAAGAAGAAUCUGGCAGAAGAAUUUCUAAAGAUUAAUGCGGUAGUGCCUCUUUAUCGGUGUAAGAUAACCAGUGAUGGAAUGGAAUGUUGGAAAUGUGUGGAAAAUAACAAUGUGGAUACUUUCUGUCUGCUUGAAAAUAAAUAAGCAAUUUUCCUUUUCUAGAAAAUGCUUAUGUCAGUGAUCAAAGGGCUAUUGGAGCGCCACCGAUGGCUGACCCUGACCGAGAUCAAGGACGCUGACAAGGUGCCAUUCCUAGACGCCUCGGUCUCUCCCAACGGUCUGUUCGGGCCAGCGGUCGAGGGCUUCCCUGAGCGCUUCACUGAAGCACAGAAGUCAUCCCAAGCCAUGCGACACUUCCUACCCAAGCAUUCCAGCUCUGCAGCUGCCUUGAGUCGCCCCAAGUCUGCACCGACUCAGCAGCCCGCGAAGCCUGCACCUGCGGCGGCCGCUGCCACCCAGAAAGCCUGA